GAAGGCGUUUGCUCUGCGGUUGCGGAGCCUUCUGCUGACUUAAACGCGCCACCCCGGGCGGCCGGACACUGCGCAGCGCCGGCGCGGCGGCGACCCCGGCUCGGCCGCAGCGUGGCGAUGGUUGCCCACCUUGUGCUCGUCUUGGCGCUGCUCCUCCAGGCCCAAGCGGCAGAGGCCCUGAGGGAGCCGGAGCUGUGCUACGUCCUGGACGCCAUCCUCUUCAUCUACGGCGUCGUCCUCACCGUCCUUUAUUGCCACCUGAAGGUCCAGGUUCAGAGAGCAUCCAAGGACAGAGCAGGCAAGGAGGUGGAAAAUGAAAGGGAAACGUCAAGAAACGGGAGCAAAAUUGCGCCGAGGGAAGUCGCACCUGCCCCGAAGGCUCCCGAGGGAAUCGGCGAGUGCUGGGCAAGCCCAAGAAAGGAGACCACAUCUACACCGGACUUAGCAUGGAAAGCCACGAGACGUACGAAACCCUCCAGCCCCAAAACUCCUAGGGGGGUCACGGAGCGGCACGGACCCCCCCUUGGCAUCACCCAGCAGGGCUUUCCUGUGCCCUGGCCCUUCCCGCCACCCGCUGCGCCAGGCUCGGCUCAGCCUCGCCGUUCCCAGCGCAGAAGAGCUGCAGAUGUUCCUCCUCGACCCUCGCGCUUGGCAUUGACCCUUGAAACAGCCAUCCCCGAAGACCAAAGCGGACCCCACUGCCCUUUCCAUCCUCCGUCCUCUCCUGGCUGGAUUUAUCCGAGGGAGGUCGGAGCAGGACGACCAUUUACAAAUUCUGCUGUAGAAACUGGCAAGCUCCAGCAAUGGGGAAGAAGGAAAAGGUCUCCAAGUUCCUCAGCUGGGACUGAGGAAGCUCUUGGCCUGGGGAUUGGCCAAGGGAGACGUCCCUUCAUGGGAUGAUGUCCCUUCAUGGGGUGACAUGAGGGACACCUCACCCUGAGCCUGGCCAGGAAGCUACAGGUGGCUUCACCUCUGUGGGUUGUCAGCGUGGAGCUGGAGUCUUUUCCAGGUGGGAAAAGACCAAUUUUCAGCCCUGGCUCUUUCACAUUUCUGGGGCACCCUAAGCCGGGCAGAAGAGCCUGGUAGACCCCCAAAUCCCUCCUUGCCAUGAAAUGGCCCUUUCUAAGGGCCCAACGCAUCCGGUACCAGCAUCUCUAUUUCAAGAUGCCCCAACAGCUCCCAUGGCAACAGGAUACUUUGAGUUUUUGAGGAAAU
Molecule: messenger RNA, 1215 nt
Organism: Rhea pennata
Lineage: Eukaryota; Metazoa; Chordata; Aves; Rheiformes; Rheidae
Gene: FCER1G
Product: Fc epsilon receptor Ig
Exons: 6
Coding region: 118-900 (260 amino acids)
Biological process (GO): cell surface receptor signaling pathway
Cellular component (GO): Fc-epsilon receptor I complex; membrane
Molecular function (GO): IgE receptor activity
Source: RefSeq, a predicted model, not a curated record